ACCGGUGUCCACUUGAUUUGUGUUUUUUUUGUGUGGAUGUUGUUGGUCCAGUGUGUGUGUCUAUGUGUGUGUGUUUGUGUAGUUCUCUAUCUCCACUGUUGUGUUUUAUUACCUCUGUUAUAAUGCAAAUGACGUAAGGUUUCCGCGGUUACCUGUCUGAAUAUUAUGGGAUUCAAUAGCAUGGACGCAUUUGUAACGUGAGGUUUAGUGCUUGAGCUACGAGACCGGACAUAAGUUCCUUCAAAGUAAAAAAACAUCAGCAUGGGCAUCAAAGUAGGUGUGAGCUGCACUGUGUUAUUCAUCCUACUGGAUGUUGUCAUCACCACUGUCCUGUACACACAUGGAUCACACUUUGUCAGAUUCAUGGAGGAUGUGCGGAACUUUAACAUCCUCAAGUCAGCGUUCGACCUCUGGGGGACUGUCCUGCUCCGAGUGUGCCUCCUCCUGGGAGCCUCCAUAGGUGUGUCAUGGAACAAGGUGGACGGCCCGCCGAGGGUCGCUUCGCUCACCACCCUCAUCCUCUUCAUCUGCCUGAUCGUCAUCAGCUUUGCUCUGACCAAGCUGCUGAUACUGACCGAGCUGGGCCCUAUGACACAGCAGCCCUGGGUCCUGAGCCUCAUAUGCUGGACUUGUGCAUCUUCUGUGGUUGUCAUGCUGCUUUGGAGGCUGCUGAGCUCAGAAUCCAGCUCAGUGAGUCGUCACCACAGCAGCAGGAGCAGAGGAGGAGUAGCAGGCUCCGAGGACACAGAUAGCCUGGUGGGGACUGAUGGUGAGGAGGAGCAGGAGGUGGGGUGUGAGAGGAAGAAGCAAAAGGAGGAGGGAACCCAGGAGAGGGAGAAGACCAGCUCUGGGGCUACACUGGGACGUUUGAUAGCCAUCUCCAGGAAGGAUGGCGGGCUCCUGUGUGCAGCUAUCCUCUUCCUUUUCAUUUCUGCUGUGUGUGAAGCAUUCAUACCGUUCUACUAUGGGAGGGCCAUCGGCAGCAUUGUGGAGAGCAAGAGCAUGGCGCACUUUGCUAAACCGGUCAUCACACUGGUAGCACUGGCCUUAGUCAGUUCAUUUGCAAUGGGAGUGCGUGGUGGGGUCUUCACGCUGACAUUUGCUCGAAUAAACCUUCGGCUCAGAAGCCGUCUCUUCAGAACGCUGAUGAGGCAGGAAAUAGCGUUUUUUGAUGAAAACCACACAGGUGACAUCAUCUCACGGCUGUCAGCUGACACCACCCAAGUGAGUGACCUCAUCUCCCAGAAUGUCAACAUCUUCUUGAGGAGCGCCAUCAAGGGCACCGGCUCCUUCAUCUUCAUGUUCGGGAUCUCCUGGAAGCUCACCCUGGUGACCAUCAUGGGAUUCCCUUUCAUUGGCCUGGUCUCUAAACUCCAUGGAGAAUACUACAAGAAAUUGACUAAAGAAGUGCAAACCACUCUUGCAGAGGCCAACAGAGUGGCAGAAGAAACAAUUUCAGGCAUGAGGACAGUGCGAAGCUUUGCCAACGAGUGUGGGGAGGCCGAUUCCUACGACGCCAAGCUCUUAGCCAUGUUCCAGCUCAACAAGAAGCAGGCCUUGGCCUAUGCUUGUUAUAUGUGGUCCAGUAGUAUUUCAGAGUUUGCUUUAGAGGUCGCUGUCCUCUACUAUGGCGGCCACCUUGUGAUUUCUGGUCAGAUGAGUAGUGGGGACUUGAUAUCUCUUUUCAUAUACAUGCUCGAGCUGGGAGAAUGUCUAGAGAGCAUCGCGUCAGUGUACACAGGCCUCAUGCAGGGCGUGGGAGCUGCAGAGAAGGUUUUUGAGUAUCUGGACAGGGAACCCAAACACCCAGCUGAUGGCACAGAGGCUCCUCACACAUGCACGGGUCUGGUUGAAUUUAAAGACAUCACGUUUGCCUACCCAACCCGCCCUGAGGUUGAUAUUCUCAAGGGAGUGUCAUUCACCCUGCGGCCAGGGGAGGUCACAGCCCUCGUGGGACCCUCGGGCAGUGGAAAGAGUUCCUGUGUGAGUCUGCUGGAAAACUUCUACCUUCCUCAACAAGGCCAAGUGCUACUGGAUGGAAAACCUGUUCACACGUUUCAGCACGACUACCUACACUCCAAGGUAGCUCUUGUGGGCCAAGAGCCUGUGCUUUUUGCCAGGACGGUCGAGGAAAAUAUCACCUACGGCCUGACUGACAUCCCCAUGCAGUAUGUGGUGCAGGCUGCCACCAAGGCUAACGCUCAGGACUUUAUCAGCAACCUCCCCAAAGGCUACGAGACAAGUGUUGGAGAGAAGGGCACCCAGUUGUCAGGGGGGCAGAAACAAAGGGUGGCCAUCGCAAGAGCUCUCAUCCGAAACCCACGUGUUCUUAUCCUGGAUGAGGCAACCAGUGCUCUGGAUGCAGAAAGUGAGCACAUUGUUCAGCAGGCUCUGAACAAUGUCAUGAAGGAGCACACGGUGCUGGUGAUCGCACAUCGGCUCAGCACAGUGGAGAAGGCAGACAACAUCAUAGUGAUUGACAGGGGCCACGUGGCUGAACAGGGCCCUCACAGUCAGCUGAUGGCCAGCGGGGGGCUCUACUGCAAGCUGGUGCAGAGGCAGGUCCUUGGAAUACAGACGGGGGCGGACAUCCUAAACCUGCCUGAAAACCUCAGCUGGAAGCCUGAUGGAGCACAUCAGCGGAGGAGACAAAGCAGCAGCAGCAGCGCCAGCGAGUCUGAGUGCAAAGUCCGCUACUGAGAAUGAACUGCAGUGUGAGGAGAGGAGAUUGGACUGCAGCUUACACCAUAUAUGAACUGUAACAGACUUUUUGUGAGGACAUUCUGUAGCUUUAACACUAUAGAUACAAUUAUAUUUGAUCAAAUGAUAAUGUCCCAAUCAGUUCAAGUGAAGAUGCACUUAUCAACGUACUGAGUGGCUUUAUUAAAGGACUGGUGUGUAGGAUUCAAGGGAAAUGGAAUAUGAUAUCCAUAAUUAUGUUUUCAUUAGUGUACAAUCACCUUAAAGGGGUAGUUCACCGAAAAUUGAAAAUUCACUCAUUAUCUUCUCACCACUAUGCUGCUGGAGGGUUGGGUGAAGUGUUUGAGUCCAGAAAACACUUUUAGAGUUUCAGGGGUAAACAGCGUUGCAGCCAAAUCCAAUACAAUUGAA
Messenger RNA from Hippoglossus stenolepis (Pacific halibut), 3111 nucleotides. It is a transcript of the gene abcb9, whose product is annotated as ATP-binding cassette, sub-family B (MDR/TAP), member 9. Gene Ontology annotation, biological process: transmembrane transport. The transcript has 13 exons. The coding region runs from base 262 to 2700 and encodes 812 amino acids. Gene Ontology annotation, cellular component: membrane. The record is from RefSeq and is a predicted model, not a curated record. Gene Ontology annotation, molecular function: ATP binding; ABC-type oligopeptide transporter activity; ATP hydrolysis activity. Lineage: Eukaryota; Metazoa; Chordata; Actinopteri; Pleuronectiformes; Pleuronectidae.